CAGCCAGGUUGAGUAACCUGGACCCUCAACACACCCUCUUCUCCACUUCCAGGAUGGGUGGCCACCAGCACCUCAUCCUCGACCAUCCAGGUGGAGAUUGAAGAGGUCCCCUCUUUCUGAAGAACUCAUCUGUGCCCCAAGGAUGCUCCCUUCCCAGUCCUUUGCCAACAUCUUCUUCUUCCAGCCACCUGCUUUCCGAAUGAUUGGCAUAGGGCUGGAGGCCAUUCAUGGCUGGAUCUCCAUCCCCUUCUCCUCCACGUUCACUGCGGCCCUCACUGGAAACUGCCUGAUCCUCUUGGCUGUGAGGAGGACCCCCAGCCUGUACCAGCCCAUGUACUACUUCCUGUCUAUGCUGGCCCUCGUCGGUGUGGGCCUCACCUUGUCCACAAUGCCCACCACGCUGGCUGGGCUCUGGUUUGACCAUCGGCUCAUCAGCUUCAAUGCCUGUCUGGGCCAGAUGUUCUUCUUCCACUUCUCUGUGGUGGAGUCCUCAGUGCUCCUAGCCAUAUCUUUUGACUGCUUUGUGGCCAUCUCCAACCCCCUGCGCUAUGCAGCUGUCCUCACAAACAAUGUCAUCAUCAGGAUGGGGCUGGCCUGUGCUACCCUGUCUCUCUUCCCAGUGCCAUUCCUACUUAAAUGUCUGAACUUCUGCCCUAAUAAGACCCUCUUAUCCCAUUCAUUCUGUUUCCAUCCUGACGUGAUGAGAAGAGCCUGUGCUGACAUCACCAUAAACAUCCUCUAUGGGUUCUACGUGGUACUGUCCCCUGGGGGCAUAGAUUCCCUGCUCAUUGUCCUGUCCUACACUCUCAUCCUGCCCACGGUCCUAGGGCUGGCCUCUCCCAGGGAGCAUCGGGCCCUCAACACAUGUGUCUCCCAUAUCCUGGCUGUCUUUGUCUUCUUUAUUCCAGGUAUCACCUUGUCCAUGAUCCACCAUUUUGGGAGGCACCUGCUCCCCAUUGUACAUGCCCUUGUUGCCUAUGUGUACCUGCUGGUGCCCCCUGUGCUCAACCCCAUCAUCUACAAUGUCAAGUCCAAGCCCAUCAGGGAGGCCAUGCUCAGGGUCCUGAGGGGGAAAGGUCAGAGUUGAUGAUGCAGGAUGCCUGCAGGAUUGGGACCCUGAAAAGAGUUUGGUAAGCCAAAAAAAUAAACUUCUGGAUAGAUCAAGUCCCACCCAUAGUUUCGUUUUGGGCAUCUGGGAAAAAAAAUAAUAGAUAAUUAUGAGAGACUUUCAUUUUUUUAGUCUCUCACUUAUUUCACAUAUAUUUUCUCAAUGCUAACUUCUUUCAGGUCCUAUGUUAAGUACCAGGAACACAGAAAUGAUUUAUAAAUGGUCUUGCCCUUCAAACAUCUCACCUUUGAAUAUAUAUGAAAAAUACCCAAGGUGGAUUUCCCUGGUGGCACAGUGGUUAAGAAUCCGCCUGCCAAUACAGGGGACAUGGGUUCGAUCCCUGGUCCAGGAAGAUCCCACAUGCCGCGAAGCAAAUAAGCCUGUGCACCACAACUACUGAGCCUGCGCUCUACAGCCCGCAAGGCACCAUACUGAGCCCAUGUGCCACAGCUACUGAAGCCUGCAUGCCUAGAGCCUGUGCUCUGCAACAAGAGAAGCCGCCGCAAUGAGAAGCCCAUGCACCGCAACCAAAAGUAGCCUCCGCUCACCACAACUAGAGAAAGCCUACGGGCAGCAACGAAGACCCAAUGCAGCAAAAAAAAAAAAAAAAAAAAAAAAA
Molecule: messenger RNA, 1727 nt
Organism: Lagenorhynchus albirostris (white-beaked dolphin)
Lineage: Eukaryota; Metazoa; Chordata; Mammalia; Artiodactyla; Delphinidae
Product: olfactory receptor 51I2-like
Biological process (GO): G protein-coupled receptor signaling pathway
Cellular component (GO): membrane
Molecular function (GO): olfactory receptor activity; G protein-coupled receptor activity
Source: RefSeq, a predicted model, not a curated record